AUGGAAAACUCGCUAAACACAAAUGAGGAAGUUAUACAAUCGGUAACAGAGAAUGUUAUUAAUUGUAAAGAAAUGAAAAAUGAUUCUGAAAAAAGUGAAGAACAAGAGUUAAUUGUCGUUAGUGAUGGUAAAGAGGGUGAAACAUCGAAGGAAGAAAAUUGUGCUAACGACAACAGCAAAGACAAUAAGGAUGCAGAAAAGAUCACUGUAGCAAAACGAAGACCUAUGUCAACAAAAAGUACUCGAAGUAGUGAAUUCAAAGAAAAGGAGAAGAAAAAACGUCCCAUUGGAUCUGGUAAGGGAAAGCAUAUUGUGAAAAGACGAAGUAGUUCAUCUGAUAUUAUUAAGAAAAAACCACAUAUAUUUCAUAAAAAAGUAACGAAAAAACUAGAAAAGUCCAAGCAAAAUGGAAAUGUAUCCUCAAUAGAGAGCAGUUCUCAACAAUGCAAUUCAGAAACAGAUUCAAAACGAAGUACAGAGGAAGAAACUCUGAAAUUAAAAGACACUGAGAACAGACCACAAAGCUCAUCGAGUAAAAAUUCAGAAAAAAAUGCUGGAAAUGGAUGCAUAUCCGUGGAAAGUGACAAUAAAGAAGAGAAAUUAAAUUCCACGGCUCAUGAGAAUAGUUCAAAAAGAUUUGGUAUCAAAAAGACAUGGCAAAGAAUAAAAUCAGUGAAAGAAAAAGGCUUAAUUUCUUCACAAGGAAACGGUACUCUACCGUCAGGACACGAAUGUAGGCCAAUUAUACCAGACAAGGAAAAACACGAAACUGUGUUAAAGAAAGAUGAUCAAGGAAAUGAAACCAAAGAAACUCUCACACCAGAAGUAAAUCAAAUUUUACAAGAUUGUCCUGUGAAUGAAGCCAGUUCACAACAGUCUGCUGAACCAACAGUUCAGUAUGGAAAUGGCAAUAAAUAUGCUGAAGAUGAAAAGACAAAGGCGUUGGUUGUUAAUUCGGACCCUUACAUUCAUUCCGCUAUACCAUAUCUUCCAUUGCAAUUAUCUGUGAUCUGUUUAGUGAUGAACAUAUUUCUACCCGGAUCAGGAACUGUCUUGAGUGGGUUUGCCAUCCUUUUCUGUGGAGAAACACGAAUUCAGACGAAAGAGGACCAAAAGACGGUAACGCUGUGUGUUAAUCUCUCGGUGGGCGUGUCCCAGCUAUUCACCGUCACCUUCCUGUUGGUUGGAUGGUUCUGGAGUCUUGCUUGGGGAAUCAAAUUGGUCACACUCUCUGUGGAAUACAAAAGACAUUUAAAACAGAAACGAGAGAGAGAAUUACAAGUCAUUGCUUUGAAAGCCUUUGGAUCAUCCAUGCAAGUGCGUCCAAUGUUUUCCGUGGUUACCGAGUAAUGAGAAAUGGUGACGAAUGGACGCGUACCUGUCAGUGCUAUAAAUCUUUCCUGACAAUUG
Messenger RNA from Saccostrea echinata, 1410 nucleotides. RefSeq lists its product as uncharacterized. The record is from RefSeq and is a predicted model, not a curated record. The coding region runs from base 1 to 1350 and encodes 449 amino acids. Gene Ontology annotation, biological process: proprioception; sensory perception of mechanical stimulus; taxis. Gene Ontology annotation, cellular component: sensory dendrite. Lineage: Eukaryota; Metazoa; Mollusca; Bivalvia; Ostreida; Ostreidae. The transcript has 3 exons.